AUGACUGUUCAAAUUUUUGCACCAAUUUCCUUUGAAGGUUCACCAACGUCUCAGGCUGACAUCUUAACAAAAUCAGCACUCGAAUUCGUCGUAUUACUUCAUAGAACUUUCAAUGAAACUAGAAAGGAAUUGCUUUCAAACAGAAAGAAGUUGCAGGCAGAAAUCGAUGCUGGGGCAGAUUUGCACUUCUCAAAUGACAGCCGCAUCACAGAUUCAGUCUGGCAAGGUGCUUCCCCUGCACCAGGGCUUAUUGAUAGAAGAACUGAAAUCACCGGCCCCCCGGAACGUAAAAUGAUUGUCAAUGCAUUAAACACUCCAGUUAAGACUUAUAUGGCAGAUUUUGAAGAUUCGACUUCUCCAAAAUGGUCUAAUCUUUUGAAUGGUCAAGUAAACUUGUAUGAUGCAAUUAGAAAUCAAGUAGAUUUUGUUGACUCGAACACUGGAAAAGCCUAUAAGGUAGAUAGAUCUCCUGAAAGGCAUAUCCCUACAAUCUUGGUGAGACCAAGAGGUUGGCAUAUGGUUGAAAAACAUCUUCUUAUAGAUGGUGAACCUUGUAGUGCAUCAAUUUUUGAUUUCGGUUUAUACUUUUAUCACAAUGCCAAAGAAUUGAUUGCCAAGGGCCAUGGCCCAUAUUUUUAUUUGCCUAAGAUGGAACAUCAUUUAGAAGCUAAGCUCUGGAAUGACAUUUUCAACGUUUCUCAGGACAUUUUAAAAAUCAAGAGAGGAACUGUAAGAGCAACUGUGUUAAUUGAAACUUUACCUGCCGCCUAUCAAAUGGAAGAAAUUCUCUAUCAGUUAAGGGACCACUCCUCGGGGUUAAAUUGUGGUAGGUGGGAUUACAUAUUCUCUACCAUAAAAACUUUCAAAAACAGACCAGAUAAAGUUCUUCCAGACAGAGGCUUAGUAACAAUGACUGUUCCCUUCAUGUUGGCAUAUUGUAAGAGGUUAAUUGAAAUAUGCCAUAAAAGAGGUGUGCAUGCAAUGGGUGGAAUGGCAGCUCAAAUUCCAAUCAAGGACGAUCCAGAGGCCAAUCAAGUAGCCAUGGAUAAGGUAACCAAAGAUAAAUUAAGAGAAGUCACCAUGCACUAUGAUGGGACUUGGGUUGCACACCCUGCCUUAGCCACAAUAGCAAAUUCGAUCUUCGACAAGUACAUGCCAACUCCGAACCAAAUCUAUUUCACCACAGUUGCAGACGUUUCGGAAUUGGAUCUAUCAAACACGACCGUUGUUGGAGGAUCUGUGACAUUAGAUGGAAUCAGACAGAAUAUAUAUAUUGCACUUUGUUAUAUUGAGUCAUGGCUCCGUGGUGUCGGUUGUGUUCCUAUUAACUACCUUAUGGAAGAUGCGGCUACUGCGGAAGUAUCUAGAUUGCAGCUUUAUUCAUGGGUUACAAAUGGAGUCGUAUUGGACGAUGCUAAGGUUAAUAUCACACCUGAAUUGAUGGAGUCAAUUUUGAAUGAAGAAACUGCAAAAUUGGUGCAACUGCAUGGUGAGGGUAAUAAAUUCCAAAUGGCUGCAAAUGCGCUUCUUCCUGAGAUCAGAGGAGACAGCAUUAGUGAUUUCUUAACUACUAUGAUCUACGAUAAUGUAGUCGAAAUCGGCAAGCUGGUCAAUUUAGAAAGUUUGAAGCCUUAG
Molecule: messenger RNA, 1635 nt
Organism: Dujonia railenensis
Lineage: Eukaryota; Fungi; Ascomycota; Pichiomycetes; Serinales; Debaryomycetaceae
Source: the annotation of a GenBank genome assembly